GCAGCGCAAUCACCAUUGCUCAGAUAAUAACGGGGAACGUUUUCCGGCGCACCAAAACAAAAAUGGACAGACUGAAAUACCCCGAAUAUAGCAGGUUACAGACGAGGUCCAAAACGUUUGCCUCGUGGUCAAGAAAAGAACAGGCUAAGAAAAUGGCUGAAGCAGGGUUCUUUUCAACGAAUGUGCAGGACUCGGUGCGCUGUUUUCAGUGUGGAGUUGGGCUACGGGAGUGGGACCCUGGGGACGACCCUUGGGUGGAGCAUGCGCGAUGGAUGCCAAACUGUGCAUUUAUCCUCAGUAAUACUUCUCAAGAGUUCAUCAAUCAAGUGAAAGCGGCUGUAAACAGAGACAAGGCCCAGAAUGGCGUUGAAAACUCUAGAUUACCAGAAAAUGAUAUUGAGUCAGAUUGCCCUCCAGUUCGGGCAAAUAAAGAUACUAUCACGAUGGAGUACCCGGAGUCCACAUAUGAGAAGAAUCCACUUCUGACCGACGCAGCACAAAGUGUGUUAGAAUUCGGGUAUCUUCCGAAGGUCAUCAAAGAAGCCAUAGGAAAUAUCAUCCAGCAGGUUGGAGGAUGGAAAAACUUGACAGGGUCUCUGAUUUUGGAGGAACUAUUUAGGUUAGAAGAUGAAGGACGUAGUUUACAAAAUGGAAAACAUCUGGACGUACAGAAGGAUGUGCUUUCAACAGACGAAAUGGAAAGAGAAAACGAAUCCAUGCGUGAAGCACGUACAUGCAAAAUCUGUUGUGAGAAAAUGGUUGCCAUAGUAUUUCUUCCAUGUGGUCACUUAGUGUGUUGCGCGCAGUGUGCCCCAGCGCUGAAGAAGUGUCCAAUGUGUCGUCAGCCAAUCAAAGGAUCGACAAGGGUCACAUUUGGAACUUGAAGUUACCCUAAAAUGCUUGAUUGAUGUCCCCGAUACAUCUUGUACAUGCUUGUACUACACGAAUUACCAUCAAAAACUAUCUACGUUUUAAGUGUUUUCAGGGAUCAUUCAUUCAUUUCACAGAUAUUGAGUGAUUGUUACGAAACGUAUUAAUUAUUGAUACCCAUAGUUAUCAAAUACAUUACUAGAUCAAAAUACAGACACAGUGUAUUGUGCUUAAUCUACGGGUUGUUUUUUUUUUUUUUUUUUAUAUAUGUAUACGUUUUUAAUAAAAUCUUAUUAAUUUUA
This is a messenger RNA of Ostrea edulis (European flat oyster), 1172 nucleotides long. RefSeq names its product putative inhibitor of apoptosis. Gene Ontology annotation, molecular function: cysteine-type endopeptidase inhibitor activity involved in apoptotic process. Gene Ontology annotation, biological process: regulation of cell cycle; negative regulation of apoptotic process. Lineage: Eukaryota; Metazoa; Mollusca; Bivalvia; Ostreida; Ostreidae. The coding region runs from base 63 to 884 and encodes 273 amino acids. Gene Ontology annotation, cellular component: spindle microtubule; nucleus; cytoplasm. The record is from RefSeq and is a predicted model, not a curated record. The transcript has 6 exons.